This is a messenger RNA of Oncorhynchus keta (chum salmon), 7991 nucleotides long. RefSeq names its product chondroitin sulfate synthase 2-like. The coding region runs from base 358 to 2649 and encodes 763 amino acids. Gene Ontology annotation, cellular component: Golgi cisterna membrane. NCBI's taxonomy places the organism in Eukaryota, Metazoa, Chordata, Actinopteri, Salmoniformes, Salmonidae. The transcript is spliced from 4 exons. The record is from RefSeq and is a predicted model, not a curated record. Gene Ontology annotation, molecular function: glucuronosyl-N-acetylgalactosaminyl-proteoglycan 4-beta-N-acetylgalactosaminyltransferase activity.
UCUAGGCCACAGUAUUGUGAUCUAUUUAGCCAUGGGCGAGGUCGGCGGGUUUUAUUUGACCAAUUUUGUGAUUCAGAGGGCUACAGAAAGAGUGCUGGAAACGCCUAUGCUUAUGUAUUUCUGACGUUGGUGUGUUUUAUUUGAGGCGGAGCUAGAGACCACUGACACGUAAGGAUCCUGCAUUAAUUCCAAGGGAGAAGCUACAUAGGCCUACAUCUUUUUAGUCGAGAAGAAUGUCCUUUUUAAAUACAACCAGCUGCUAAUGUUUUCUAUUCGGGUUGAUGCAUAAAAUUACCCAACGAGUCGCACAUUAGGGUGCGUGUAGGCUGGCGACGUAGUCUAAAGUCAACGUUGAAAAUGAGAUUUGCAAUGUUUAUUUCUCUGCUGAGGCCGAUCGGCCCGGUUAUUAUCGGUGUUUCUUUGGGAUUUACCUUGAGUUUACUUAGUGUGAAUUGGGUAGAGGAAACUUGUGUCCUCGACGGGAAAGCGAGUGAAGAAAUACGUUUGGCCCAAGAUGGGAAUUCAAAAGGAGCGAGGAGACCCAAUUCGAUAUCGACUGUGGAUGCCGAGGAAGAUUUUGAGCCAAGAAUAGUGCCAUAUAAACCAGUCCAACAAAGCCAAACAAAGCAACUUUUUCGGGCUAAGUACAUCAGUACAGAGCUGGGGAUCCGGCAGCGCCUCUUCGUAGGGAUCCUGACGUCCAAAAGCACCAUCAACACAUUGGGGGUGGCCGUGAACCGCACCAUCAGCCACCACCUGGACACUGUGGUCUUCUUCACCGGCAUGCGCAACCGCAAAGUGCCCCACGGCAUGUUCGUGGUCACCCAUGGGGACGAGAGGCUCAUAUGGAACAUUUUCCAGACCAUCAAGUACAUCUUGGAGCACUACGUCCAUGAGUAUGACUGGUUCUACCUGGCCCAGGACGACACCUACACCGAGGCAGACCGGAUCCAACAGCUGGUGGAUCAUCUGAGCAUAGACCGGGAGCUUUACAUGGGCAGACCUGAGGAGUUUAUAGGUGGGGAGAUGGAGGGCAGGUACUGCUACGGUGGGUUCGGAUACCUCCUGUCCCGUACCCUGCUGCUCCGGCUCAAACCCUUCCUGGAGAACUGUAGGAAUGACAUCCUGAGCGCCAGGCCUGACGAGUGGCUGGGCAGAUGCAUCAUUGAUUAUGCCAACACCAACUGUGUGGCUGAGCAUGAGGGGCUGCAGUACUACCAUUACGAGAUGGGCAAGAACUCGGAUCCGAGUAAGGUGAAGAAUGUGCAGUUUAAUAAUGCCUUGACUGUCCACCCGGUAUCUGACCCUGAGCAGAUGUACAGACUACACAAACACUUCACUGAAAUCGAACUUCGGAGGACAUACGAUGAGAUCGAGAAGUUGCAGGCAGAGAUAAAGAAUGUUAGCAAAGUGGCUUUUGAUGGCAACCGGAGCGCCCAGUGGCCCGUUGGGAUCAAUCCUACGUUUGAGCCGAAGUCCCGUUUUGAGGUCAUCCGAUGGGACUACUUCACAGAGGAGCAGGUCUAUUCAUGCAUUGACGGCUCCCCCAAGUGUGAACUGCGUGGCAUUGAUCGGUUGGAUGUGGCCGACGUCAUCGAGAGAGCCAUGGGGGAGCUGAACAAGAAGUACAAGCCUGUCCUCCACCUGAAGAAGCAGCAGCUGAUCAACGGCUACCGCCGCUUCGACCCUACUCGGGGCAUGGAGUACACCCUGGACCUGCUGCUGGAGGUGGUCAACCAGAAGGGCCGCAGUCGCUCCAUCACCAAGAGGGUCCACCUGGUGCGUCCCCUGAGUCGCAUCGAGAUCAUCCCCAUGCCUUACGUCACAGAGGCCACCAGGGUUCACGUCAUCUUGCCAUUGACUUUUCAGGAACGGGGUGCCGUCAACCAUUUUCUAGAAGUGUUUGCCACAAAUUUGUUUGAGACCAGUGACAACGCCAUCUUGACUUUACUGUUUAUCUACGACCCAUUCGAGGCCCAGCAGGUCAACCAGAAUGACAUAUUCACCAGUGUUAAAGCGCAGAUCAAUGCAUACGAACGCAAGUAUCCGGCAGUGAAGAUCCUGUGGAUAAGUGUCAAGACAGAAACCCCUUCUCAAAUCAAAUUCAUGGACAUAAUUUCCAAGAAGCACCCAGUAGACACGCUGUUCUUCAUCACCAACGUCAACACCAACGUCAACUCCGAGUUCCUCAACCGCUGCCGCAUGAACUCCAUCAACAACUGGCAGGUAUUCUUCCCAAUCCACUUCCAGGACUACAACCCAGACAUUGCCUUCCACAAUCAGGAGCCCCCACCCACAGUAGACCUGGUCAAGGACGCCGGACACUUUGACCGCAGUUCUUUCGAGGAGGCGUGCUUCUACAACUCCGACUACAUGGUGACGCGCACGCGCAUGGCCUCCGACGUGCAGGAGAACGAGGAGAUCAUGGAGACCUUGGAUAUCUACGACAUGUUUGUCAGGUACUCCACCCUGCAUGUGUUCAGGGCUGUGGAGCCGGCUCUGCACCAGAAGUACCACUACCAGGCCUGUAACCCGCAGCUUAGUGAGGACAUCUACCACAGGUGUGUCCAGAGCAACCUGGAUGGCCUGGGAUCACGUUCCCAGCUCGCCAUGCUGUUAUUUGAACACGAGCAAGGAAAUAGCACUUGAUCACCAGCCCCCUUAGAAACUUGACCUAGUAUGUGUGUGAUUGUGUGUAUGCGUGAGUGUGAUGUGUGUAUGAGUGUGUGUUUGUUUUAAAACUAAUGCAGUACAUUCCUAAGUGGAAACCUUUUUUUUUUUUUACUAAAUGUUUACAAUAAAAAUGUGCUGUCCGUACAGAAAACGAUGGUGGAACCAAAUGUGGUUUAAACAUUCGGAUUUGGUGGUCAUGCUGGUCAUCUCAUUAUUUUAACACUUUACAAAAGUUCUACAUACCUUUGUGGCUCUUGAGGGUAUGGCUUUAAACCUGCACAGCUUUUGAUGCUUGGUCAUUUGCAGUUUAGUAAUCACUACUAAAGCACAUCUGUGUGCCUUUAAAAAAAAUGUUUUAACCGUCAGUCAGUCCUCUUGUAUUUUCAUGUCCGUUAUCAUAUCAAGCAAAAUAAGUAGAGAUUUUUUACAUUGUAUACAUUUGAUCAAUAUUUGAGUCCUUUCCUUUCACAUUACACUUCUCACAUUUGAAUGAAUGAGCUGGCAUCUGCAAUAUAGAUUCACUCUACUCGCAUGUUAACGGGAAGGAAGCUUUACGGCACUGACGUCAUCAGAUGCAGAAUGAGAUUACUGUUGGGUUGAGAGGAUUGGAUGGUAUGUGUUGGUUGGUACAGUAGGUUCCCAUAGGGUGACAUCACAAACAAGCCUGUAGAUGUAGAGCCUCUUCAGGAGGUUACAGUAAAAAGAGAACGAUAUGAUUGUCUCUUAUUUAGAAUAGGGAAUUAUGUAAUAUUUAUCCAUUACAUUUAUAUAUGCAACGUUCUGAAUGUUUUAACUCUGAAUACACACACCCCUGGUCAGAUACGUUUGACUGAAGAUAUUUUGUGAGAGUCCUUGUUGAGAGGCUAACGCACAGUUCAGACGCUGAAAUGUUGGUUAAUCGAAUGGAAUAGAAAUUAAGAGGUUGAAAGGUUUUGCUUGACAUACUGAUUGGUUUCAUACUACAACCGCUUUCAACACUACAGACUUCCUUGUAGGCUUUGGGUCGAAUUCAGGCACAACACCUAUUGUUUUAAAGAAGUUCAUUGCACAAAAAGGACAAAGACAGACGAUUCCCACACCUAUGCAGCGCGGAUGAUAAUGUUUGAAAAGGUGAAUAUGAUCGGUUUAAUGUGUAUAUUAUAGGGAUGGGCAUUUUACAAUUGUUGAAAGUUCGUGGACCCCUUUUAACCCAAAUCCUAAUUGCCCUAAUAUAUUAAAACAAUAAAAAUGCAAGUGCCAUUUUAAAAUUAAUUUAUUGAAGCCGUAAUAUCAACUGGUUAUAUUAUAUCAUGGAACACAAUCUUCAAAAAGGCCGUAACCUCCGCAUUUGCGCUUGCUUGUAGAACCCUGUGGCUGUUCAAUGGCUUAGCCUUUUGUUAAUUUAGCAGACAAUACGCUCUUAUUUCCCGAGCCCUUAUCAGUCAAAACACAUAUUUCAUAGUUUAAAAUAUAUUACAUCGUUUUUAAAAUGGAACAGAAUAUUUUUCAAACUGGAAAAAAAAGUUGCCAGUGCAAAGUGAUGCUCAUUGCAUGUGGAACAGUUAUCACCAGUGAUCAUUUGACACGUUUCUUAAUAGAAGAACACUCACAUUGAACACUGCAUGGUGAUGCAUUAUGGCCACAUCUUUUUAUCGAGUAGGCAUAUACUUGUUUAUUCAGAUGAAAAUACGCUCUUUGUCGUCAUCAAACUAAUGUUUUGAAGAUGUUAAGUGUGGAACCUGUAUGUUUAGGGGGGUUAUAGCCUAGGCUAACAGAUUCUAAAUGGCACCAACAGUUCGCAAAGUAACUUAAGCGGAAAUAGUCAGAACACAACUAUUCCAAAACUGCAGCUCGUUCCUGGAACACAUUUUCCAACUUCAAUCAACCAGUCCAUUUUGAAUUUGUAACUGUGUUCAUUUGGCUUGGAAUGUAGCUUGUGUAUCCAAUCCGUUAGAUACGUGUUUUAUAGGCAUUUUGUUUCUGUAGGCCCAACCGGAGCUUGUGUGGCGGGAUCGGAUCCCUCCACACACGAGACAUUGAGGGAAAGGGGAUUUGGAGAAGAAAUGUGUGACGCUUAGUUUCUUUUGUUGUUGUACCCAGCAAAUGCACAUGUUCAUAUGGAACACAAGAGUCGAGGCAAAUUUGAACGUUGUCUAAAGAUAAAAUGUCACUUGCCUGAGUUUUACAGUGGGCUAUUUGGAGAAAAAAAAGUGAUCUCUGGUUAAAUAUAGAGCUUUUACGUCCGUUGCAGUACUAAUUUACUCAUGCCUACUCGGUUAACGCAACGUGUCUUCAGAUUUCCUGUCUCCCAGUCUCCUCAAACUUAAUAUAAACCAUGAUGUUAGCUAUAUUACUGCAACGUAUGUUAUAUUUUUUCCCCCCGAGAUUGCAAAUAAAUCUGUACGUUGUAGUGCCCAUCGGUUAUGAAUGUUUCAACCUGUGUCGAGAAGGGGCACACUCUAAAGUGAUUUUCGUACCAAGUUACGAGAGCAUUUUCGCUAACCCUUUUCCUCAGGCUCCUUACUUGCUGCCUUAAAUCUCCCACCCCACUGUGUAAGUUAUCCUAACCUGCUACGAAAAAGUGGCGUAAAAAUAAUUGCCCGUGUUGAGAAGUUGUUUUUGCCGUCUGUUCAGGGUUUCAAAGAUCACCAAAAACGACUAACCAUGAGCAUUAGCGUUUCAGCCGCCACAGAAACAGACCCUGGGUCUGUUCUAACGUGACCAACAACCUGGGUGCCUAUUUCUCCCGACAGGGGAAUAAUUGCUCUUGCGCUCUAUGAAACGGAUACGCUCUUCACCCGUUCCGCGCCGAAAGAGCGGCAGAGAAGUCAGAAGGAGUGGCAGGCACCCUAGUGGUUAGAUUGUUGGGCCAGAAACCUAAAAGUUCCUUGAUCGAAUCCCCGAGCUGACAAGGUAAAAAUCUGUCGUUCUGCCCCUGAACAAGGCAGUUAACCCACUGUGCCCAGGCUCUCAUUGUAAUUAAGAAUUUGUUCUUAACUGACUUGCCUACUUAAAUAAAAUAAAAACACAAUUUCAGAUGGCACUCCAUGCCCGCUCUUCCAUAGAGAAAGUGAUGAUUUUUUUUUUUUUUUGUGCACCGAUAGAGCAGUGUUUGAACUUGGGCAAGGUGUGACUGGACUAGUUCACAGUAGUUUCGGUGUGUUACACACAUGUAAUCUCAAUAUUUUUAAAGUAGGUAUUUGAAAUCAGUUGAACAAGACUGCAGUUAUUAAAAAUAAGAAUUUGUUCUUACCUGACUUGCCUAGUUAAUAAGGUCAAAUAAAUUAAAUUGUGGUAUGUACUGUAGAAGUUGGCAUUCAACAUUGUUACAUUACAUUUCUAUUACAUCAGAAUAUACCUGAAUAUACACUACCAGUCAAAGUUUUUAGAACACUUACUCAUUUGUACUAUUUUCUACAUUGUAGUAUAAUAGUGAACACAUCAACUAUGAAUUAACACACAUGGAAUCAUGUGUUAAACAAAUCAAAAUAUAUUUGAGAUUCUUCAAAUACCCACCCUUUGCCUUGACAGUUUUGCACACUUGACUCUCUCAACCAGCUUCACGAGGUAGUCACCUGGAAUGCAUUUCAAUUAACAGGUGUGCCUUGGUUAAUUUGUGGAAUUUCUUUCCUUAAUGUAUUUGAGCCAAUCAGUUGUGUUGGGGGGGGGGCAUUCCAUGUUAUGGCAAGAACAGCUCAAAUAAGCAAAGAUAAACAGUCCAUCAUUGACUGACCUUCGUGUCUGAAAGUAAUCUGGAAAAUGUCAAGAAGUUUCUUCAAGUCCAGUUGCAAAAACCAUCAAGCACUAUGAUGAAACUGGCUCAUGAGGACUGGCAAAGGAAUGUAAGACCCAGAGUUGGCUCUGCUGUAGAGGAUAAGUUCAUUAGUUACUAGCCUCAGAAAUUGCAGCCCAAAUAAAUGCUUCUGAGUUCAAGUAACAGACACAUCUCAUCUCACAUCUCAACAUCAGCUGUGAAUCAGGCCUUUCAUGGUCGAAUUGAACACCAAUAAGAAGAGACUUGCUUGGGCAAAGAAACACAAGCAAUGGACAUUAGACCGGUGUAAAUUGGUCCUUUGGUCUGGAGUCCAAAUGGGAGAAUUCUAGUUCCAACCGCCUUGUCUUUGUGAGACAUGGUGUGGGUGAACGAAUGAUCUCAGCAUGUGUAUUUCCCACCAUAAAGCAUGAUGGAGGAGGUGUUAUGGUGUGAGAGUAGUUUGCAGGUGACACUCUGAUAUAUUUAGAAUUCAAGGUACACUUAACCAGCAUGGCUCCCACAGCAUUCUGCAGUGAGACACCAUCCCAUCUGGUUUGCGCUUCGUGGGACUAUAAUUUCGUUUUUCAACAGGACAAUGACCCAACAAACCUCCAGGCGGUGUAAGGGCUAUUUGACCAAGAAGGAGAGUGAUGGAGUGCUGCAUCAGAUGACCUGGCUUCCACAAUCCCCCAACCUCAAACAAAUUGGGAUGAGUUGCACUGCAGAGUGAAGGAAAAGCAGCCAACAAAUGCUCAGCAUAUGUGGGAACUCCUUCAAGACUGUUAAAAUCAUUCCAGGUGAACCUGGUUGAGAGAAUGCCAAGAGUGCAAAGCUGUCAUCAAGGCAAUGGUUGUCUACUUUGAAGAAUCUCAUAUUUUUUAACACUUUUUUUGGGUGGGGGGUUACUAAGUGAUUCCAUAUGUGUUAUUUCAUAGUUGUGAUGUCUUCACUAUUCUACAAUGUAGAAAAUAGUAAAAAAAUAAGAAAAACCCUUGAAUGAUUAGAUGUUCUAAAAAUGUUGACCGGUAGUGUAAGGUAGUUUGAAAUUACAUUUGAUAUUUCCCUGCAACAUUUAUGGAAGUAAAAAAAUAUAUAUAUUUCAUGUUGAUAAGUAUUAUUAUAUGUAUUUAAAUGGUAUCACAUUGUAGCCCUCAAUAUCUAAUGGUUUGCUAUCAAGCACACCCCAAUUCCCACUCAGUAUUGUGCAACCAGAGGCCUUUUGAGUGGAUGCAGCAGGUACUAGAAACCUGAGUUUGAAAUGUGAGUUUAAGUAAAAUAUGUGCAAUACUGUAUAGAUUACAACAAAAACAUUGACUGUCCAAUCAAGAACAAGGAUGACAUUUUUGUGACGUGUUGCAAGUUGAAUACAUGCUCUAAAUUAUAUUUAUUUAAAACUUAUACCAAGGAAAUAUCCUGUGUAACAACACUGAAUGUGACAUGAACUACAUUGACUUAACUUGCAUUACUGUUUUGUGUGUUAAUACACCACAUUAGAUUUAUAUUGUAUUAUACUGACAAACAAAAUGGACACUGUCUAUCAUGACAUGAAAACCUACUUAAAAUAAAUAACGUAAUUUUCCCUUAA